Messenger RNA from Corythoichthys intestinalis (scribbled pipefish), 2895 nucleotides. Its product is annotated as aryl hydrocarbon receptor-like. Gene Ontology annotation, biological process: response to xenobiotic stimulus; regulation of transcription by RNA polymerase II; xenobiotic metabolic process. Gene Ontology annotation, molecular function: protein dimerization activity; transcription cis-regulatory region binding; nuclear receptor activity. NCBI's taxonomy places the organism in Eukaryota, Metazoa, Chordata, Actinopteri, Syngnathiformes, Syngnathidae. The record is from RefSeq and is a predicted model, not a curated record. Bases 406 to 2637 code for a protein of 743 amino acids. Gene Ontology annotation, cellular component: nucleus; aryl hydrocarbon receptor complex. The transcript is spliced from 11 exons.
AAACGCCUAAAUAAACGGUAAACAUACAAGUUUGUCGAAUAGAGAACUAGCUUACAGGAAAUGUACAUUUGACGUUUGUUAGUUUUGGUCUAAACAAAGAGCAAAGUUUUCUCCAAUAGCAAGUGGCGACAUAAACGAGUGUUCUUGUAUCGAGCGACCUGAUUGGCGGAAGAGGAAAGGGGGCAGGUUUGUACACUCACGGGCAGCGAGACUGCUGGAAAACUUGGCUAGAGUUUGCGUAAAUGUUCUUUUCCUCGGCUCGCGUCGAAUAGUUUGGAUAACACGUCUUUUUAGAGUCAAAGUGGAAACACCGAGACUUGUUAUUGGCGUCAAAUGCCACUUCUGGAUGCCUUCCUCCCACUGAAGUGAAGAAAAACAUCGGCUGUAACUAACCCGAGCGCCACCAUGCAGGGAAAUGUCGGCGUGUACGCGGUGAAGAGGAGGAAAAAGCCCGUCCAGAAGAACGCCGCGCCUCCCCCCGUGAAGACCAACCCGUCCAAACGGCACCGAGACCGCCUGAACGUGGAACUGGAGCGUCUGACCAGCCUGCUUCCUUUCUCCGAAGAUGUACGCAACCGCCUGGACAAGCUAUCGGUGCUGCGGCUCAGCGUGGGAUACCUCAAAGCCAAGAGUUACUUCCAUGGGCAGCGCAGGACGGACACGCAGCUCUCUCGCCACGAUAGUAAUGGCCGCUCUGUGUCACUGGACGGCGUCGGUUUCUCUGAGGGCGAGCUCCUUCUCAAGUCGCUCCAUGGCUUUGUAUUGGUGGUCACAGGGGACGGCACCAUCUUCUACACGUCACCCACCAUCCAGGACUACCUAGGCUUCCAUCAGUCUGACCUGGUGCAGCAAAGCGUCUAUGACCUCAUCCACAUCGACGACCGAGAAAUGUUCAGCUGCCAGCUGAAGCUCGGCGUGCACCUCAGCGAGCCCGGAGAGGACGUCGCAACAACGAGCAGCCGGCACCAUCUUCAACUUCAGGAGAACUCCUUCUUUCUGGAGAGAAGCUUUUGCUGUCGUCUGCGCUGCCUCUUGGACAACACAUCUGGAUUCCUGGCUUUAAAAUUUUCCGGCCAUCUUAAGUACAUGUGGAAGGACGGUGGGCCUGAGGGAAGUCCUCUGUUAGCCCUGUUCGCCAUCGCCACACCCGUGCAGCCGCCGGCCGUCAUGGAGAUCCGCACAAGGACGCUGAUUUUUCAGACGAAGCACCGGAUGGAUUUUGCCCCCAUGGCCGUUGAUACCAGGGGCAAGCUGGUGCUGGGUUUCUCGGAGACUGAGUUGAUCACCCCGGGUUCCGGUUAUCAGUUCGUGCACGCAGCUGACAUGAUGUACUGCGCCGAUAAUCAUCUCAAGAUGAUCAAGACUGGCGACAGCGGCUUCACUUUCUUUCGGCUGCUCACCAAGGCAGGACAGUGGCUGUGGGUACAAGCCACCGCCCACGUGGUCUUCAAAGACGGACGACCCGACUUCAUCAUCGCUCGCCAGAAGCCUCUGUCGAACGAAGAGGGAGAGGAAUACCUCCAGCAGAGAAGACAGCAACUGCCUUUCAACCUAGCGACCGGGGAAGGUGUCUUGUACGACCUUUCCCUGGAUGAUUUUACCAUCCCGGACCCUCUCGGCACCGAGGAGCCUCUGAAGGAAAGCCCAGUGGAUCCCAGCUCCGUCUUGGGAUCGUUACACCGCCAAGACCACUCGCUUUAUUCCCAGAACCAAGUCCCGGCGUUCUCCCAGCCGGACCCGGAUCAGACCUUGGAGCGAGCCUUCUCGGACAGCCGCGCUCUGCUCAGCGUUCCGGGUCAGGUGGAAAAGACCGGAGGCUUCACGUCAGACCCCAUGCUGGACUCGCUGGAGCAGAUUCUGGGAAGGCUGGACGACAGCACGCUGGAUGGUCUGGAGGUGGAACAGGGCGAGCUAAGGGACUGGGAAAACGCACUGCUCAGGAUGAACCAAGACCGAGCCCCGGACGGCAUUUUGGCAAGCGAUGUCUUCUCUUACGUCGAAGAGGCCCUCGGGAUUAAAACGUCCAGAGGGGAAAGCUCUAAUUUGGCUUCACCGUACUCUUGGCAGUCAUUAGACUGCGGACAGCAAGUUCUCUCGGACGUUUCGUCCACUGACACUCAAACGGGACACUGGCUCCAGAGCGGUGAGAUUGCCAACAGCUCCUGCCGUUUUAAAAGCACUCCGUUGCCUUUGACGGUAGACACCAAUGCCAGUCCUGAGUCUGACCGGCGGAUUUUCAGCAGCUGCAUGUAUGAACAUCUAGAAAAACCGGGCUUUCCUGUUGUCAGCGGCGCGCGAAGUGGAAGGCUAGUUUAUUCGGGAGCGCCAAACCCGGGCUUCGCCAUGCCACACGCGGUCGAAGGAGGGCAGGUGCCUGCCAGCCAGAUGCACUUUCCCACGCUGGCCGGUAUAGCUGAGGCGGGAGCGUACCAACCGGACCGCGCCCCGGAGAACGGAAUGCUGCAGUCCAGUUUUUUCUGUUGGAACGGGGAAUCUCUGAUACCCAAAGCUCCCCUGAACCAGUGCGCCUUAACACCGCAACCAUCCGGAGGAGCAUCGAACCUUCCUAAAACGCCGUCCCCUAACAACCUGAAGCCGGUCGGUCGAAACCCCGCCUUCUCAUUUCAAUGGGACUGAAGCUGCUGUGUUUUAAUGCUCUUUUAGAAAAAAAAAAAAAAAAAAGCCCCAACGGGAUGAAGAAAAAUCUAGAGUAAAGAAUAUCUUUUUCUAGGUUUAUAUGUACUUAUGUAUAUGUAUGUAUACAGGCAUUGGUCAAAACAAAUGACCAUAUCAUAAAAAAGGAACUUAUUAAUUUCAUUCAAAAAGUGAAACUUGUGUAUUAUAUUCAUUCAUUCUACACAGACUGACAUUUAUGAGGAUUAUAACUCAACUAAU